This is a messenger RNA of Neltuma alba, 3019 nucleotides long. RefSeq names its product cytochrome P450 CYP736A12-like. Gene Ontology annotation, molecular function: heme binding; monooxygenase activity; oxidoreductase activity, acting on paired donors, with incorporation or reduction of molecular oxygen. The transcript is spliced from 4 exons. Lineage: Eukaryota; Viridiplantae; Streptophyta; Magnoliopsida; Fabales; Fabaceae. The record is from RefSeq and is a predicted model, not a curated record. Bases 56 to 3019 code for a protein of 987 amino acids.
ACUGAAGCUAGCCUCCUUCAUCUUUCUUCAUUUACUCUCAGACAAAAAAUCAAACAUGCUGCCUUCUUCCUCUUUGCCCUUCCCUUCCCUUCUCCUUCUUCCACUUCUCUUCCUUCUCUCAGCUCUGUUCCUAUCCCUGUGCCUUAGACGAACUAAGCAUGGCCUGAAACAACCCCCAGGGCCACCGGCCUGGCCGGUGAUCGGCAACCUCCACCAGUUGGGUACUCUCCCGCACCGAUCCCUUCAGUCUCUCGCGAAGCGCUAUGGACCCAUCAUGUCCUUGCGACUCGGACAGGUCCCUGCUGUUGUCGUCUCUUCCCCUGAAGCCGCCGAGCUUUUCCUCAGGACGCACGACGUCGUUUUUGCCAGCCGCCCAAGGACUCAAGCGUCGGAGUUCCUUUCUUAUGGCUCCAAGGGGAUGGUUUUCUCUGAAUAUGGCCCUUACUGGCGCGAUAUGAGGAAGCUCUGUACUUUGCAGCUUGUUAGCUCGUCGAAAUUGGAGACGUUUGCUCCCUUAAGAAGGGAGGAGUUGGGACAGCUGGUGAAGUCGAUUGAGAAGUCGGCGGCGGCGAGUGAGGUGGUGGAUCUGACGGGGAAGGUGGAGCGGCUUGUAGAAGACAUAAUGUAUAAAAUGAUAUUUGGACGCAACAGGGACGAUAGAUUUGGUCUGAAGGGUCUUAUUCAUGAAGCGCUGAACUUGGUUGGAGCCUUCAAUAUUGCAGAUUUCGUGCCUUUCUUGGCACCAUUUGAUAUCCAGGGCUUGACACGAAAGUUAAAGAGAAACUACAAGGCGCUCGAGGAUGUGUUGGAUAAGAUAGUGAUGGAGCAUGAAAACACUUCAAAAGGACAAAAUUUACAACACCAUAACGACUUCAUACACAUAUUGCUUUCCUUGAUGCACCAACCUGUGGAUCUACAGGACGACCAAGACCAUGUGAUAGAUAAAGCCAACAUCAAAGCUAUUUUAUCAGAUAUGGUUGGAGGGGCAACUGACACUUCUAUUGUUGUAAUUGAGUGGGCUUUAUCCGAACUUUUGAGGCAUCCAAGAGUGAUGAAAAAUCUUCAAAAUGAGCUACAAAACGUUGUUGGAAUGACGAGAAUGGUGGAAGAGUCUGAUUUAGCAAAGUUAAGUUAUUUAGAUAUGGUAAUCAAAGAGACUCUUAGACUAUAUCCAGUUGCACCUUUACUUGUCCCUCGAGAGAGUAUGGAGGAUGUUACAAUCAACGGGUGCUAUAUAAGGAAAAAGACAAGGGUAAUUGUAAAUGUGUGGGCCAUAGGACGUGAUUCUAAGGUUUGGUCUGAAAACGCGCAUAUGUUCCAUCCUGAGAGAUUUGUUGACAGCAAUAUUGACGUUCGAGGACACGAUUUUCAACUGUUACCAUUUGGCUCAGGUCGCAGAGGUUGUCCUGGCAUGAACUUGGGUAUGACUAGUGUUAAAUUUGUUUUAGCUCAAUUGGUUCAUUGCUUUUCUUGGGAACUUCCUUAUGGUAUGUCUCCCAGUGACUUGGACAUGAAUGAAGAGUUUGGUCUCUCAAUUCCAAGAGCCAAGCAUUUGCUAGCAGUUCCAACUUAUCGUUUACAAGAUGAUCGGAAACGACCAUCAGGACCACCGUCCCUACCAAUCAUCGGCAACCUUCACUUGUUGGGCGAACGGCCACACCGCAGCCUUCAAUCGCUGGCCAAAAUAUACGGUCCGAUCAUGUCGUUGAAGCUGGGACAAGUUCCUGCGGUCGUCGUUUCGUCCCCUGAAGCUGCGGGGCAAAUCCUGAAGACGCACGACGCCGUUUUUGCAUCUCGACCCAAAGUACAGUCGACAGAUCCGUUCAAGAAGGGAGUGAGGGGAGUGGCGUUUGCAGAGUAUGGUCCAUACUGGAGAUAUGUGAGGAAAUUGUGUACCCUUCAUCUUCUAAGCGCGUCAAGAGUGGAGAUGUUCGCUCCUCUGAGGAAGGAGGAGGUGGGAGCGACGGUGAAGAGGCUGGAGAGGGCGGCGGCCGCCGGAGAAGUUGUGGAUGUUAGUGAAAAGGUGGGGGAGCUUUUGGAGAACAUGAUGUAUAGGAUGGUGCCGGGACGUCGUAAGGAUGAUAGGUUUCAGUUGCGAGGGCUGAUGAACGAGGUUCUGAACUUGGUGGGACAGUUUAACAUUGCUGAUUAUAUCCCUUGGCUUGCUGCGUUUGAUCUUCAGGGAUUGACACGAAAGUUAAGGAGAAACAGAAAGGCGCUUGACGAUGCAUUGGAGAAGACAAUCGCUGAGCAUGAACUUGCACUUACAGAACCAAAUUUACAGCACCAUAACGAUUUCAUCUCCAUAUUGCUUUCUUUGCUGCAUCAACCCAUGGAUUUGCUGCACGAUGACCAAGACCACACCAUUGAUAGGCCUAACCUCACGGCUCUUUUAUUAGAUAUGAUCCUUGCGGCAACUGAUACUUCUUCUGUUGUAAUUGAAUGGGCUAUGUCUGAACUCUUGAGGGAUCCAAGAGUCAUGAAAGAUCUCCAAAAUGAACUGCAAGAAGUAGUUGGAAUGAACAGAAUGGUGGAAGAAGUUGAUUUAGCAAGCUUAAGUUAUUUGGACAUGGUCAUUAAGGAGGCUCUCAGACUACAUCCACCUGGACCUUUCUUAAUCCCUCGAGAAAGUAUGAAGGAUGAUGUCAUAGUCAAUGGAUAUUGCAUAAGAAAAAAGACAAGGAUCUUAGUAAAUGUAUGGGCCAUAGGACGUGAUCCUAAGGUUUGGUCUGACAAUGCUCAUAUGUUCUAUCCAGAAAGAUUUGUCGAUAGCAAUAUAGAUGUUCGAGGGCAUGAUUUCCAGCUAUUACCAUUUGGCUCAGGUCGAAGAGGAUGCGCUGGGACCCAGUUGGGCCUAACUACAGUUAAAUUCGUUUUAGCUCAACUGGUGCAUUGCUUUAAUUGGGAGCUUCCUCGUGGCGUUUGUCCCGGUGACUUGGACAUGAACGAAAAGUUUGGUCUCACAAUCCCAAGAACUAAGCCCUUACUGGCUAUUCCAACUUAUCGUUUAAAUAAUUAG